Stylophora pistillata is the source of this 2699-nucleotide messenger RNA. RefSeq names its product signal transducing adapter molecule 2. NCBI's taxonomy places the organism in Eukaryota, Metazoa, Cnidaria, Anthozoa, Scleractinia, Pocilloporidae. Gene Ontology annotation, cellular component: ESCRT-0 complex. Gene Ontology annotation, molecular function: phosphatidylinositol binding; ubiquitin binding. Gene Ontology annotation, biological process: protein transport to vacuole involved in ubiquitin-dependent protein catabolic process via the multivesicular body sorting pathway. The record is from RefSeq and is a predicted model, not a curated record.
UCACAGUCAAUAAUAUUUCUGGAUGCUGUUGUAAUUGCGAAGUUUUUCGACGAAUUGGACAAGAAGUUUAUGCCUGAUUUUACGUUUAAACAGUUAUCGUAGCCACGUAAUGCCGUUAUUUUCUAGUUCUUCGCCCUUUGAUCAGGAUGUUGAGAAAGCUACAAGCGAACUCAACACAACAGAUGACUGGCAACUUAUUAUGGAAAUAUGUGAUCGUAUUCCUCGAUCACCGAGUGGACCUAAAGAUGCAUUGCGAUCGAUAAUGAAGAGAAUCAACCAUAGGGUUCCCCAUGUUGCUAUGCAGGCCUUGACCCUUUUGUCAGCUUGUGUGAAUAACUGCGAUAAAGUAUUCCACUUGGAGAUUUGUUCAAGAGAUUUCGUCAGUGAAGCAAAAAAUAUAAUUUCCAGGGGACAUCCCAAAGUAACUGAAAAAUUGAAGAGGCUAAUUAAGGAAUGGGCAGUUAGCUUCAAAGAUGACCCACAAUUAAGUUUAAUACCAUCACUUUACAAAGAACUUAAAGCUGAAGGGGUUGAGUUUUCUGAUAGCAGAGAUUCAAGUUCAAGCUCAGCAAGUUUAUCAACACAUCCAUCGGCAUCAUCAUCAACUGCCUCCCCUCAGCAAGAGGAUGAAGAUUUAGCAAAAGCAAUUGAGUUGUCCCUUCAAGAAGCAGAAGCAGGCAAGCCCAAAGUGUCUAGUUUGUAUCCAAGCUUUACUGCACUUGCACCAGCGCCUUCAAGAAGGGUCGAGACGAAACAAGUGAGAGCGUUGUACGAUUUUGAAGCAGUUGAGGACAAUGAGCUUACGUUCAAGGCAGGAGAGAUUAUCUCUGUUCUUGAUGACAGUGAUGUCAACUGGUGGAAGGGAGAAACACAUCGUGGAGUUGGACUUUUCCCUUCAAAUUUUGUAACAUCGGACUUGUCUGAACCCGAGAGUCCCAAGAUAGACAAGAAAAAAGUCCGGUGGGCUGAUGAACCAAGACAUCAAGCGGACACAGAAGCAUCUUCAGUCCCGGUCAAAACAGAGAUCAGUGAGGAAAAGAUCGACCUGUGCACGAACAUGGUGAAAGGAGCUAAUAUUGAAGGCGAAGAUGAAGAGGAAGAUACAAUACAAGACAUGGAGGGUGAAUGUAACCGCAUGGAACCACUUGUCACAGAAAAGAUCGAUGAGAGCGAGAGAAAACGCCAGGAAUUAUCUGCAAUGAACGAACAGUAUCUGCAAGCUCUGAGCUUGUACCAGAGGUUAAUGAAAGAGCCUUUACCAGUUCCCACUCUUCCGUAUGGAUAUGGAGCCAGUCCCCAGGCCUCCAUGAGCAUGUAUCAGGUGCCAGGUUCCGCAGGACAACAAUAUCCUCAAGCUCCCCAGCUUUAUGCUCCACAUCCUGCAGGCUAUCCCCAAGUUUCCCCUCCUACAUCACUUCAGUACAUGGGCGAACCUGGCACUGUAAUGGGAUCAUCUGGCGUGAGCACGGCCUAUUCCAGUCAAGGUCCUGUGCAACCCUAUGCGGGCCACGUGCUUAACCACGCUACCUCAGCGCCCUAUCAACGCACACAGCCCACCCAGGCUCAUCGUGCCUCUCCCCAGGCGCCAAUGCAGCCACCGAGCAACGUUCAACAAACGUUCCCAAGCCAACAGCAGGUUCAAGCCCCACCGAUUUCCUAUCAACAGCAGCAGCACCUUCCCUACCAACAGGGGUUCCCUGCGGCACCUCCCGAGUAUACAUCCCAUAGUGCACCACAGGAUUACUAUGCCCAGUCCUUAACGCAACCUAGCGCAACAGGUUACCCAAGUUUUCCCGCACAGCCACAGAUGGUUUAUUCGCAGCAACCGCUGAUCUGAUAGUGACAGUGCUGAUAGUCUCAUCCUGAUAUCUUUUUUAGCGUUUAAAAUUUGCUGAUUUAAAGCAGCGAUAAAGUACGCCUUAUUUCGGGCGGAGUCGAUCGUGUACAACGAUUCUUCUCCUUAAAAUGAAUGGAUUAAUUUUACUUAAUUUGAUGAAGCGAAAGUUAGGAAAAAUGAGGUCUAAAAUGUUUGAUAUCAAGCAUUCCACAAUGAGAACGGGUAAACUGUGGAGGAGCGUGGGUUCCAAUUAUCUUCACAGCAAAUUAGAGAACGAGAAGGAAAUCAUUUCUCUGAAUUGGUUAGUAGGGUUUGUUCUUCCUUGCCUCUCCACUGAUAUAUCGGGAGUUCGCGAAGGUAUAAGGACAUUUAUUUCUUGUUGUAAUCAUUUCUAAACAAGUACAAAGUAGAAGAGGUUAUUUCUUAUAAAAUGUUCUUAACGAUAACGGUAAUAGUAAGUAAAAUCAACUUGUACAAAACGAUAGACAAUACCACUUGAAAGUAGAGCGAAGUACAUGUAGCUGUAAUUGGAACGGUUUUGCAGUAGGUUUUACUUACAGACACAACUUGUGAUCGCAUGACGAACAGUGCUAAGAGAAUAGACUGCACAAUAAUUACAAUUGUUACACAAAAUCAAAAGUUCGAUUUAAUUUGCUCAGAACAGUAAGCAACUCACAUCAAAGUACUGCUCGUACUACAUUUUAUUUGUACGGUUACAGAAAUUUAUACUCCCAUUUUAAAAUUAGGAUAACCUUGUACAGCUUGCACAGCGUAAUAGAAAGUAGCACAAACUGAUACUUAGCUUAAAUGUAUUUAAAGGGCAGCGUCACGGUUGACGUAUGCGCAUUGCGCCACUAAAAUA